Molecule: messenger RNA, 1650 nt
Organism: Quercus robur (English oak)
Lineage: Eukaryota; Viridiplantae; Streptophyta; Magnoliopsida; Fagales; Fagaceae
Exons: 3
Coding region: 217-942 (241 amino acids)
Source: RefSeq, a predicted model, not a curated record
AUUUAUUGUUACUUUUUAAAUUUAAUCUGUCAUUCAUUGCCUCUCUUAAAACACAGCUGCUAAAGACUUGGACACCGCCGACGUUGACUGAAGCACCCCCUUCCAUCUCGUCUUGGAGCUCAAGAACCGGAUGUCAAAUUCAUCAACGUCGAUCAGGCCACCCUCUCCUAUCUAAUCUUGGGACUGAAAGUUUGUUUUGGUGAGGGAGCAGUGACAAUGGAGAAGCGAAAGAUGCAUUAUACGAACAAAAGGGGAGAUUCCAAAAAAGUAAAAUAUUUUGAAGGAUCGACCUCUAGGUCGAAUAAGAUACAUCAUAUGAAUGCAAGGUGCAAGGAAAUUGGUGCUGAUGUGGAAUCAUCUUCUGGGUCAAAUAACAUUAAACUUCUAUGUGGCUAUCCUAAUUCAUCAGAGCAGAUUGUUUCCAAGGUGGUACCAGGGUUUAGUGUUGAUAAACAGUUCUAUAAUUUGGAUUCUUCCUUGCACGACAAGCAUUAUAUUCUGAGGCAUAAUUGCCAAAAGCGUUCUAUUCUCACUCAUAACAAAUAUAACUUUACACUAAAGGAGUGGUUGGAGCGCAAUACAGAUAAUUGGUGUCCGAUUUAUCGAAAGUGGAAUGUUGACCGACCAACCAAAGAGGCUAAGAAACUUAUACAAUGUAUUCUCCAUGCGGUUUAUGAUUCUCAUUCUAAGGGCAUCUUUCAUGGCUUCUUGCACCAUCCUAAGAAUUUUUUCAUUGAGUGUAACCGCAAGAAGAUUAAACUUGUGUACCUUGUAUAUGAAAAUAUGGAACCAAAAACAUCCACAAAGGACGCACGUCAAAAUGACAUGUUAGCCAUGUCACAUGUGAUUUUUGAUCAAAUUCUUGGAGGUAGGAUUGGAAAGAAGUACCCAGAAGAUUUGGAAGAUCUAUGCAGAUUGCUUUCUGAUGAUAUGAGUUUUUGAAAUUGGACAAUUAUUGUUGACCAUCCGUCCCUGUGGCAUUGGAAGAUUAGAUUUAAUUACAUUUAGCGUGUCUGGAUGCAAUUUCGGCAUGCUGAUAGAAACCUUAAGGUAAAAAUGAACGACUGUCUCAGAAGAUUUCCUGGCUAUGAUUGGAAAAACAAAAUUCCUUCUAAUACUCCCCUUGAAAGGAUAUUCAAUAAUAAUUUUUACAGAUCAAUGCUGCAAGAACUCUUCCGAUAUAUUAGGGUUGUUCGUUUCCAUUAUAUGGAUGAUGGAAUUGAUCCACAAACGGAGGCAGACUACUUAGAGGAGCAAUUUAUUGAACAUAAAACUACUGAGGUUUGUGAACUCCUUCUAGUGUACUUGCACAGGAUGGUAUGCCAAUUGGGUAUUGAGAUCUAAAGCCAAUGCACCAGCUGAUUCCUGUACUAAAAGAGGUUCUUUUCCAUUACCUAAAUGAUGUUUUGAGCACAAAAUGCUGAUUUAAAUAGUGAAAUUAUGUUGGUUUAAAAUGGUGAAGGCUGCAUCUUCGUUCUUUGUUCUUCACCCCCUCUCCCUCUCUCCUACCCUUUUAUUUUCCUGACCAUCUUAGCGUUGGUGAGUUAGGGACAAAACAAAACAAAUACGUUUUGUAUAUGCUCCCGUGUAAUUACAGUGUUGACAGAUGCUGUCUUUAUUUUUUUAUAAUCUAGAAUAGGAAUUAAUUGU